Ogataea angusta is the source of this 2793-nucleotide messenger RNA. RefSeq lists its product as uncharacterized. NCBI's taxonomy places the organism in Eukaryota, Fungi, Ascomycota, Pichiomycetes, Pichiales, Pichiaceae. The coding region runs from base 1 to 2793 and encodes 930 amino acids. Gene Ontology annotation, biological process: protein secretion. The transcript has a single exon. The record is from RefSeq and is a predicted model, not a curated record.
AUGGCAAAAUUGCAGAUGGCUUCUUCAAUUCAGAGCUCGAACGGUGAAAGUACAGACCAGAAGAAUGCCCAAAAUAGCGGCAAUCUGAUAGAUCUUGAGAAGAUCAAGCAGGAGUUGAAGGGAUUCAAACCAGAUCCGACUUAUGUGCGAAAAAGGACGACUCCUCUUGGUAAGCUAUUCGAUAAGGUGAGCGAUUUCAUUGGCACGCAGGAGGGCCACAAUACGAUUGACGACAUGUACGCAAAGUUAAUUGUUGACAAAUAUACUGAUGACAAGCUUACGAGAAGGAAGCUAGUCAUUCACCAGCUUUUAGAAUUCUUGCUACAGAUCCAUAACCUUGUCCCACGUAGCAACCAGACAGAUAUGAUAGCCAUUCCGUUAUACGAUAUGAAGAUUGUCAGCAAGUUGGUAAACAUCAUUGUGAUAGAGGGCGUCUAUACUUGUCUACCAUCCGGAGUUGGUUUUCCUUUAGUGAAGCGCAGACUAAAGAAUUUCAAGGUUCCAUUGAAAGUGGUCAAGGUUCCCUUUCCCGAGGGUAAACCAAUCCUAGAAGACAUUGUUGAUACAUUCACUGAGAUUUAUAGAACGGAUAGUGACCUCAAAAACUUACUGCUUGUCGGCACAGGAUAUACAGAUGCGUUGACAUGUUGCAUACUUUUGGCUAAGGACCAACCAAAAUAUCAAUCAACUUUCAGAUAUUUGGAGUCCAUCUCAUCAACCUAUCAGUUGCUUUCGCUCUAUGGUGCUCUUGUAUCCCAACCAUCACAACCAUGGUUUAAAAAAUUCGUUAUGAAUCGUUUGGCAGACCUUGUCGUUGAGAGGGCGCACAAUGGAGUCCAGUCUUUGAUUGAGGUGGUAAUGGGGCUAAGAGAAAACGAGACUAUUGAUGUUGCCAAGAUUGAUGAAGUGCUCAAAUUACUGCUUAGCACAAGACCAUCAAGGCUGACCAAAAUUGAGUACCUACAAAAUAUUGGAAGCCAACUAUACAACACUCUGGUUCACGUGAAUUGGCCAGUUAUGGUUUCCAUUGUCACUCAACUUCUUGAACAACUUUAUCUCAAGAAUCCUCUCAUCGUGCAAGAUUUCGUUUUUAGACGGAUAUGGGUCAUCUUUAACCCAGAUUUGAGGGAAAUUUCAAAUGACGAUGAGAAUAUCAUGCUCACAAGCGAGGUGGAACUCAACAACGCUUUCAAUGUGGUACUCUCCAUUACGAGAACCUCCGGCAAUGAGGACUUUGUGAAAACAAUGUUUGAGCCCAUAACUGUACCCUUCUGGUCAUACCUGCUCUACCAACGCAGGAAUUCCAAAGAUUACAGUUUGAUUGAAAAAGUUCUCGUAUCUGUCUUGGCAAGGCCAGACGAGAACUACACAAUUCUUAACACUCUUCUGAGUAAUCUACUGGCGAUUGUUGGGAGCUCAUGGGAAUUUGGCUCGGGAGAAAAUGGCUUAGCAUAUAUCAAGGAGAAACUCACAACUCAAUCUAAUGUUGAUGUACUCGACAGUUUGGACUUCGCAACAACAACUUUUGGGGAGCUGAUAAAGGAAGUGAGCGCCAUCGAUGAACAGCAGGUGCAGUAUGUUUUCCUGAGAUGCCUAAAAGCCUGGUUGAACUCCGAUGAAAGGUUCUUAACAGAAGAUGAUGAGAAUCCAUUUUCUGGGCUUAUAAACCUCAAAGUGAUUGAAUAUUUGAGCGAUCAUUUUAAAGACAGCUUGAUUAAAUCGGUCGAUAGCACUUUGGAGCUAUUGUACUCAGUCAUAAAAGAUGAAACAAAAGUUCACAAUGAAACUUUGAAUGUUGUCAAUGAAAAGGAAGAUUCGGAUGACGAAGAUAGCAAUAAUAACGGAAACCUCAAAAUUGUUUUUGAGAUACUAUCUACAAUCAUCACCGACGGUAGGCUCUCGUCAAAAUCUCUGAAAACAAUAUCAAACAUACAGUCAGCACUACAAAAUCUCAAUCCAAAUCUAGCUCAAGAGUUGGACGCCAUUGUAUCUGGAAGAGAUACAAAGGAGGUGGAAAUUGUCACGAAAGAGGAACAUGACAUAGUAAUCCGACAAAAAGCAUUGAAUAAUCUUGCAGACAAUUCGCCGCCUAUUAGAGUUCAUGGGCUUCAGCUACUUAAAAAACUGGUCGAGUCUCAAACGCCUACAGUAUCUUUGGAGUUUGCUAUCAAUCAACACAUGUUGCAGCUCAAAGAUCCCGAACCAUUCGUUUAUUUAAACGCCAUUCGAGGACUAGAGGAGCUACUCAGGUUUGACCGAAAUUUGAUCAAUAACUAUCUCAAUAUUUACUCGAAUCCCAAAAAAGCUAUAGAUGAAAGACUCAAACUUGGCGAGGUGAUCCUCCGAUACAUCAAUUUUUCUGGAGCUGCUUUAAAGAAUGCAGGUCCGAUAAUUGCAACGACGUUGGCCAUCGUCAGGAAAGAUUCGAACAAUGAGGUGACGAUGAAAAUGUCUGCAAUGUCAUUGCUUGGAUCCUUGUGCAAACACUAUCCUCUUUCUAUUUUGAACCAUAUGGAAGACAUCAUGGACUGCGUGUUUGGCGUUUUACAACUAGAGACCAACGCAGAUUAUGCUGUUUUAAGAAGAUCUGCUGUAGUUCUAGUUAGUGAUAUCCUCUCAACCAACGAUGGACUACAACUCUUGGGAAAGUUUGGAGAAAAACUUGAUACAACACUUAAAUUCAUAGCGGAAACAGAUAAUGACUACCUAGCCAGGGAACAAGCGCUCUCUGUGCUCUCACUCAUUGACGACAAAUUUGCACAAACAUUCCGCGAAACUGUCAAGAUCCAUUAA